Molecule: messenger RNA, 1917 nt
Organism: Chanos chanos (milkfish)
Lineage: Eukaryota; Metazoa; Chordata; Actinopteri; Gonorynchiformes; Chanidae
Product: protocadherin gamma-A11-like
Exons: 3
Coding region: 1-1917 (638 amino acids)
Biological process (GO): homophilic cell-cell adhesion
Cellular component (GO): plasma membrane
Molecular function (GO): calcium ion binding
Source: RefSeq, a predicted model, not a curated record
AUGGCCCUGACUUUGAGCCAAAUCCAAGGCUCUCGAGGCGGGAAAUACGGGGAACUGGUGUUAGAAAAAGAGCUGGACCGUGAACAACAACAGGACAUUGAAUUAUUACUCACCGCCACUGAUGGUGGGAUUCCACAGAGAUCGGGUACUGUAGUUAUACACGUCACUGUGCUUGACGCCAAUGAUAAUGUCCCAGUCUUCAGUCAAUCAGUUUAUAAGGUCUCUUUGCCUGAAAACGCCUCUGUAGGUACUCUAGUGGUCACCGUCAGCGCAACGGAUGCUGACGAAGGAGCAAAUGGUGAGGUGACUUAUGAAUUUGGACAUACUUCAGACGAACUGAAUGAAUUGUUCAUGCUCGACCACAGAACAGGAGCUAUUACAUUAGGCGGACAGAUUGAUUUUGAAAAGGAGACUUCGUAUGAAUUAAGCAUCCAAGGCAAAGACGGCUCCGGAUUAGUGUCCUUUGCCAAUGUUAUUGUUGAAAUUGUCGAUAUCAAUGACAACGCGCCUGUAAUUUUUCUUCAGUCGUUUCACAACCCAAUUCCUGAAAACGUGGUGCCAGGCACCGAGGUGGGCAUCAUUAAUGUUCAAGAUAAGGACUCAGGGCAAAAUCGGCAGGCCCGUUGCUCCAUUCAGGAAAAUGUUCCUUUCAAAUUAAACCCAUCGGUCAAAAAUUAUUAUUCGAUUAUGACGACUAAAGAACUCGACCGGGAAAAGCAAACGGAUUACAAUAUAACAAUCACUGCGACAGACGAGGGCUUUCCGCCACUAUCUUCUUCCAAGACUGUUCAUUUAUAUGUGUCAGACGUCAAUGACAAUCCACCUGUGUUUCAACAACAGUUUUACAAUGCAUAUAUUCCUGAGAACAACAAACCAGGGACCCCUGUAUGUUCUGUCUUAGCGAAAGAUCCAGACUGGAGACAGAACGGAACAGUGCUUUAUGCUCUGUUGCCCAGUGGAGUCAGUGGCUUUCCUGUGUCCUCUUAUUUAUCCAUUAAUGCUGAAACUGGGGUCAUUCAGGCCUUGAAGUCCUUUGACUAUGAGCAACUAAGAAGCUUCAAAGUUCAAGUUGUAGCCAGAGACAAUGGGUCUCCCCCACUUAGCAGCAACGUGACUGUGAGUGUCUUCAUAACAGAUGAAAACGACAACUCUCCUCAGAUAUUAUACCCUACGCCUGAGGUUAAAUCUUCCCUGACUGAGAUCGUUCCCAGAGCCGCUGUCUCUGGUUCUCUAGUCUCCAAGGUCAUAGCUGUUGAUGUUGACGCUGGACAGAAUGCUUGGCUAUCUUAUGAAAUUCUUAGGUCUACUGAUCCGGGACUUUUUACCAUAGGUCUCCACAAUGGAGAGAUAAAGACAAAGCGUGACAUAACUGAAUCCGAUAGCAUGAAGCAGAAUCUCAUUGUACUGGUUAAAGAUAACGGACAACCGUCUCGCUCUUCAACCUGCUCUGUUUAUCUUCUUAUUUCUGACAACGUGUCGGAGGUUCCAGAACUGAAAGAUGUAUCUUUUGAGACGAAUAUCUCGGAACUGACGUCUUAUCUGAUCAUUGCUCUUGUCUCUGUAUCCACUUUCUUCCUGACUUUCAUUGUCGUUGCUCUGGUUGUAACGUUUUGCCGCAAGAGAAAGCACAGGCUGUUGUUUGAUGGAGCCGUGGCUAUUCCAAGCACAAGUUUCCCUCCUAACUAUGCAGAGGUGGAAGGAGCAGGAACGCUGCGUAGUUCUUACAACUACGACACAUACUUAACAACAGGUUCACGCACAAGUGAUUUUAAAUUUGUCGGAGCUUACGGUGAAAACACUCUGUCGACUAAUCACACCCUGGGGCGGUGUCCAACUGAUAACUUUGGACAGCAUGCUGUGAUCGUCAGCACCUCAACAGAUUCUAAUGAGCUUCGCAUUCUUGGGAAAAGUGUUUAA